CAUACAGUACACACACACACUACACAUACACAGUACUCAGUACACACACAGGGCACACACACAGUACACAUACACAGUACACACAGGGCACACACAGUACACACACACAGUACACAUACAGGGCACACACAGUACACACACAGUACACAUUCAGGGCACACAGUACACAUACAGGGCACAUACAGGGCACACACACAGUACACACACACAGUACACACACAAUACGUGCAGUACACACACACAGUACGUGCAGUACACACACACACAAUACACAGUGCACACACAAAAGCACAUACAGGGCACACACACAAUACGUGUAGUACACACACAAUACGUGCAGUACACACACACAAUACGUGCAGUACACACACACAAUACAUGCAGUACACACACACAAUACAUGCAGUACACAUACAAUACGUGCAGUACACACCGAAUACAUGCAGUACACACACAAUACGUGCAGUACACACCGAAUACAUGCAGUACACACACAAUACGUGCAGUACACACACACACAAUACAUGCAGUAUACGCACACACACCAUACAGGAUAUACAAACCUACAUAGAACAUAUAGCACACGUGCAAUACACAACUUUUAGUGUGCAUACAUCACCUACAGCAUAUAGUGCGUACAGAAUGCAAACCAUACAGCAUACACACGAGAGAUAAAGCAUACUCACACAAUAUAACGAUGUCUACCUAGCACAUCAUAUAGUACAUAUAACGUGCAUUGCAUAUGCAGAAUACAAAGUGUAGAGUAUGGAAUACACAGCAACACCGAUUACAUCACUCAGGAUAUUAUAGAAGGCCAGUACAGGGGGUGCAUACAUAAUACAUCGCAUGCAGAAUACAUAGCACACAUAAUACAUAGCAUGCAGAAUACACAGCAUACAGACUACAUAGCAUACAGACUACAUAGCAUACAUAAUACAUAGCAUACAGAAUACAUAGCACGCAGAAUACAUAGCUUACAGACUACAUAGCAUACAGACUACAUAGCACACAGAAUACAUAGCACGCAGAAUACAUAGCUUACAGACUACAUAGCAUACAGACUACAUAGCAUACAGAAUACAUAGCACACAGACUACAUAGCACACAUACUACAUAGCAUACAGAAUACAUAGCAUACAGACUACAUAGCAUACAAACUACAUAGCAUACAUACAGAAUACAUAGCACACAGAAUACAUAGCAUACAGACUACAUAGCAUACAGACUACAUAGCAUACAUUGCACACAAAAUACAUAGCAUACAGAUUACAUAGCACACAGAAUACAUAGCAUACAUAAUACAUAGCACACAGGAUACAUAGCACACAGGAUACAUAGCACACAUACUACAUAGCAUACAGAAUACAUAGCAUACAUAGCACACAGAAUACAUAGCAUACAGACUACAUAGCAUACAGACUACAUAGCAUACAUAGCACACAGAAUACAUAGCAUACAGACUACAUAGCAUACAGACUACAUAGCAUACAUACAGACUACAUAGCAUACAUUGCACACAAAUACAUAGCACACAGAAUACAUAGCAUACAUAAUACAUAGCAUACAGAAUACAUAGCACACAUGAUACAUAGCACACAGACUUCAUAGCAUACAGAAUACAUAGCAUACAUAGCACACAGAAUACAUAGCAUACAUACUACAUAGCAUACAGAAUAGCAAAUACACCUCGCAUUGGACGCAUCACACGACGUACAUGAAUUAAACAGACACGUCACACAGCACACUGCUACUGAACCCAUCACAUCAGCUCCGAUGCAAUCACCUACAAGCACACAUCACUCAAAGACAUGCCGUACACACUGCUUUUCCCUCCACUGCUUCCACAACCAUCACCACCACAACAACCACCACAACCUCCAUUUAUCCCUCCCAUCAGAGCUAACGAGCACCCAUUACCACCCCAACUAUCUUCAUCAUCCUGUCCAUCAACUCAUCAGCCAUCACCACGCUAACCCUCCCCCCCCCCCAACACUUUCAGCCCGUCGACCCAUAAAGCCACUUCAUCUUAAUUCCACCCACCACAACCAUCAUCUGUCUGCACAACACUCCACACAUUGCUGCUUUGUCAUCACCUUCACUAUCACCACCACCACCACUCACUCCACCUCUCUUCACAUAUUCCUCCUUUACCACCACUUUUACUAUCACCACCACCACCAUCAUCACCAUCAUCACCACCACCACCAUCACCACCACCACCAUCACCACCACCACUCACUCCACCUCUCUUCACACAUUCCUUCUUUAACACCACUUUUACUAUCACCACCAUCACCACCACCACCAUCAUCACCACCACCAUCAUCACCACCAUCACCUCCACCACCAUCACCACCACCACUCACUCCACCUCUCUUCACACAUUCCUCCUUUACCAACACUUUUACUAUCACCACCAUCACCACCACCACCAUCAUCACCAUCAUCACCACCACCACCACCAUCAUCACCACCAUCACCUCCACCACCACCUCCACCACCAUCACCACCACCACUCACUCCACCUCUCUUCACACAUUCCUCCUUUAACACCAACUUCACUAUCACCACCACCAUCAUCACCAACUUCACCAUCACCACCAUCAUCACCACCACCAUCAUCAUCAUCACCACCAUCACCACUCACUCCACCUCCCUCAACACAUUCCUCCUUUCCAUCACCACCUCCACCACCACCACCUCUCGCCACACUCCGCCCCACCACCACCAUCACCUAAACUCCACCCACAAUCUCCACCCACCACAAACUCCACCUCCCCACCACCACCACCACGACACACAACACUCCACAUUCCUCCUCUGCUACCACCACCAGCAGCAGCAGCAAGCACCAGCCUCCACCACCACCACCCAACCACAACAACAACAACCACCAGCACCACCAGCAGCCUACACCACCCAACAACAACAACCACAACAACAACAACCACCACAACCUCCUAACGUCACCCCCCGUGUCUCCCCACCUCCUCUUCCCCUCCGCCACCCCCGGCAACACCAACCGUGGCGUCCUUCAUGAUGGAGGACCAGGCCCGCCUGCUCAUGCCGCUGUCGGCAGCGCUCGGUCUGCACCCUCCUCCUCCUCACCCUGGAGCCGGUGGAGGUGGAGGAGGAGGUGGUGGAGGAGGUGGACACGGAGGAGGAGGAGGGAUGGCGGGUCCGCAUCUCCAGCCCGACGGGGGAGAGGCGGCGGCCGCGGCGGCUGCGGCCUCUAAACGAGAGUUGGCAGACAUCCUUCAACAACUUGUGGGCAUCACGGAUCAGAGCCUGGACGAGGCGCAGGAGAGGAAACAUGCUCUGAACUGUCACAGAAUGAAGCCCGCCCUUUUCAACGUGUUGUGCGAGAUUAAGGAGAAGACUGUGCUGAGCAUCCGCGGCGCGCAGGACGACGACCCCCCUGACCCGCAGCUCAUGCGGCUGGACAACAUGCUGCUGGCCGAGGGUGUGUCGGGCCCAGAGAAGGGUGGCCCUGGCGGCGGGGGAGGAGGAGGUUCGGCGGCGGCCGCGGCGGCCGCGGCGGCGGCCAUCGCCCACCCCGGCGGCUCUCCCGGAGACGGCUGCAUCGAGCACUCGGACUACCGCGCCAAGCUGGCGCAGAUCCGGCAGAUUUACCACUCGGAGCUGGAGAAAUACGAGCAGGCGUGCAGCGAGUUCACGAACCACGUGAUGAACCUCCUGCGGGAGCAGAGCCGCACGCGGCCCAUCUCCCCCAAGGAGGUGGACCGCAUGGUGUCCAUCAUCCACCGCAAGUUCAGCUCCAUUCAGAUGCAGCUCAAGCAGAGCACGUGCGAGGCCGUCAUGAUCCUGCGCUCGCGAUUCCUCGACGCGCGGAGGAAGCGUCGGAACUUCAGCAAGCAGGCGACGGAGGUGCUGAACGAGUACUUCUACUCACACCUCAGCAACCCGUACCCCAGCGAGGAAGCCAAGGAGGAGCUCGCCAAGAAGUGCGGCAUCACCAUGUCGCAGGUAUCCAACUGGUUUGGGAACAAGCGCAUCCGCUACAAGAAAAACAUCGGCAAGUUCCAGGAGGAGGCCAACGUUUACGCGGCCAAGACGGCCGUGUCGGCCACGGGCCCUGGGGGCCCUUACGACAGCCCCGAGGGCUCCCCGCCGACCCCCGACUCGGCGGAUGGUUUCCCGUCUCCGUGCUACCAGUCGGAGGGAAGGAUCCCGUGAGCAGAAGCUGCCACGUACCAGCAGGUCCUGUGCCCUGGCUCGCGAGAGGAUGACGAUGAGUGGCAAGGGGCCUCUCCUUACCCGCCUGUCCCCCCCCCCCGCCACCUCCCGCUCCCUCCCACCGCACCACCCCACGAAGCCCCCCCCAAACCCCCUGCCCCAACCCUCCCCCGACUCUCUACCGGGACACCGGCUCAACUCCUCCGCAAGCGAGGGAAAGGGGCUCGCUCACCAAAAACCACCAAAACUAACCAAACCAAACCGACGCACGAACGGACGAGGGAAGUGGUGGCAUUGGCGUCGCCGCCCCCCCCACUCCCGACGCUUUCUCUCGGACUAUUCGUGUGUAGCAUGGGGUGGGGGGUGGGGGUGCGUCAUAGCGGAUCCCUACACGCGCGACAAAAAAAGCUGUCGAAAUAAAAGCGCGGCUGCCCGUACACCGCCCCACCCCCCACCACCACCCUUCGCCGCCCCCCCCCCACUUUGAGCAUUUCAUGGGACAGGAUUGUUUUGAGGUGGUUUUUGUUGUUGUUUAUUUCAUCUGGAGCCUUUUGUUUUCUCACGGUGGGGCGGGGGGGGGGGGGCAGAGAGGGAGAGCGUUUUUUUAUUGUUCUCACGUCAAGAGCUGUUGAAAACGAACUUAACAGUUACACUUGCAUUUUAAAAAGAAGAGAAAUUAAGGGGGUUUUUCCUUGACGUACUGUUACAUUUUUGCUAAUUGUUUGAACUUGUUUGGCGUCGUUAUUUUUCUUUUUUUGGGGGGAGGAGAGGGUUGGAAUGAUCAUGUUUAGCCAGCCGGCGUGUGGCGUAAACAUUUAGGCAUUGUAUGCUUAUAUAUAUAUUUUUCUUUUCUUAGUGGAUUUAGACGAAAUGCAUUAUUUUCUUGUUACAGGAAUGACUGUCGAUGCCUCUUUAACGAGCCCGCUGUAUUCGUGCGGAGUCCCGUCACAAUAAAAGUCUCCCUUCCCUCCUCCCCGCCACUCCGGCGGUGCUGCAAGUCCUCCGUGUGGUGGCGGGGGGGGGCGUGGGGGGGCGGACCUUUUAUUGCGAUGGCACGCUGCCCUCAAUGUCUGUGCGUCUUGUCACUUAGUCGUGGGCGUUAAUAAGUCUCGGGAUAACGCGCCCGCGUGUUUUGGUUUUCAAAAGUUCUUAAAGAAACGUGCGCGGGCUCUUAUGUGUGCGUCUUGCACUCGUGUGUGACUUACCGCGGGGGGGCUGGCGGGGGGGCCGUUUUGUUUACAAGCCGUCAUUGUCGCGAGCACGCGGGCGGUGGGAGCGCGUGUGGAGUGAAAAAAAAAUACGACGGGAAAAUCUGGAGAUAAACUUGACCUUAGCGACCGCUAAAGUUUGGGCCUUCCCAGCGGCUGCUGACGUCGUCCCCGCUUGUGAAAAUGACGAUCGGUCGGGGAAACGGCUCCCCCCCCCAUUCCCCCCGACCCCCCCUUCCCCCCCCCCACCCCCGACCCCCCCGGAGCGUGUGAAGGUCUUGGGCUCGCGUGCAUACGGUGACAAAAAAAAAGCGUCGCACACACACUACCUCCUGUAACACAGCCUCGCGCGAACCUCCCGAGAUCACGCUGGACCGCUGUGACAGCCGACUCGGUGCGCCCCCCCCCCAACUCCGCUUUAGUAAAAAAAAAGAAAGAAAAAAAAAAUUCGGUGAGAAAAAGAAAAACUUAAAACCGCGCCUUUUUAUUUCUGUUCUUCGCGCUUUACGGCAGUCCAGUAGCUCUUGCCGGACUCGGAUUCGGACGGACCCCGCCCGCGUUCCGCGCACACGCCUCGCCGCUUGCCAGCGCGUGUCUCUCUCUCGCUCGCUGUCUCUUUCUGUCUCUGCUCUCACUACCAAGGUCUUAAAACUGCCCGUGCACGGAAGAAGCAGCUGGUGCGAAUCCCUGACAUCCGGAGGAGAUGGCGUCGCCUAGAGGUGUCCCGUCCGUGUGGCUUACUGUCGCGUAGCCCUCUGCGUGGCCCUCUGUGGGGGCCCUCUAUCCCGUCCAGCGGGGAAACCGCGCGGCCGCGCGUUUCGGUUUUUCUGGCGCUGCGUCGCCUCCGCCGUGCCGUGAUCUUGGGGGUUUCGGUGGCACGAGUAAAAGCGGCAACCCCGAGCGGUUCUACAAAGUCGUGCGGCCCUCGGUAGAAGUUGGCGUUCUGUGCUUUUUUAAGUCUUUAUCUUUUCUCCCUCCGGUUUUUUUGUCGCUCACCGUACCGCGGGACCGCGUGUUUUCUUUUUAAUGCGAGGAUCCGCAAGUGAAGUGCGACGGGCCGGGAUUGUGAAAAAUAACUUCUUUUUUACGUUGCUGUCUUUUAAAAAAAAAACUAUGGUCCCCCCCCCCCCCCCCAAUCUGCUUUGUCCUUGCCGCCUUUAUUAUAUUUUUUUUGUUUCUUUUAAACCGAGUCCACGGGUCUGCUCUGGACAAGGUCGUCCCGGACAUGCUUGGGGGGGGGGGGGGGAAGGGUGGUCGGCGCUCGCCGGUAAAAAACGAAAUGUCAUCAUUGGCGGAUGACUUGUUGAGAAACAGAAAAAAAACCUAAAAAACACAGCAACAAUGCUUCACAUUUCUGCCUGUAAAGUCAAACUUAAACGUUCAUUUUCGUUCUUCGUUUUUUUGCGUUGAGUUGAAAACCGUACGCUCGUUCGGGAUCGUAGACGAGUUUGUGUCGUUGUCGUAUGGGUGGCGGCAUCCACCAAGUUUAGUCCGUGAUUGAUGGCGGCGGGCGGGGGGUGGGAGCCGCCGGGGCUCUGUCGCUCGCUUGUGAACCCUCCAACGAUUUCAUCGCCGGAGCGAAGAACGCGUGGCAUGGUGGGGGUGGGGGGGUGUCCCCUUGCCACCGUCGUGCUCGCACCGCCGUGAGAUGCUCGCACAACGCCGGAUCCGCUCCGGGAGCGUUUGGGCCACGUUGCGCUCUUCCUCGAUGUGUUUAUAAUUUCUGCCGAUGUUAAACUAAGGGGGGCGGUGGGGGGCGAGUGGGGGCGGGGGGUUACCUUUAGCGUGCGUUGUUAUUUUGGUUUUGUUCUCCUCCCCCCCCCCCCCCCGUCAUGUUUAUGUUCUAACACGUGUAGCGAGUUGUGUCCACCUUUUUUUAGUCUGUUACGUCGCCUGUCCCCCGUGUCGGCACCCGCGGUUGUGUCGAUGCUGUCUGGGUUUGGCAGCAAGCGGUACGGGAGCGGGUCAAACCCAUCACGACGGCGCCGAGGCGGGCUUGAGCGGCCACCCCUCCCCCUCGCCGGCCAGCCCACCGGUCGGCGUUCUCUCCAUCUCGAUCUAAAGCGGUGGCAUCUGCGUCCGUUUUUGGGGGGGGGAAAUCUCAAAUUGAGUAUCCCGUGACCAAAAACCCGUUUGACCUCUCCCCCAUACAAGAAAACAAAGUGCUGCAUUUCCUGCUCAAAGCAACCACUCGGAGUUGCUUUGCCGAGGAGGUGGGGGGGGGGGGCGGUGGGGUGACGGCGAGGCACUUGCGACGUCCGUCUUGAAAAUUUCCGACGACGGAACGACGGUUCAAUCUCAGCGGAGCCGGCAGCGCUGGGAACAAGGUUGCGGCAGGGCCCCCCCUCCCCCCCUCCACCGGGCUCUCUUACAAAACAAAAUAAUGUUCUGUCCACGACGCCAUCGGUUUGAUGUGCCCCCCCCCUCCCCGCCUCUCCUGCGUUUCCGUCCGGUCACCGGUAAUCGUGGCGAGCGUCGGUAACGGCGCCUCGAUCGAUGGCAGUUCCACACCGGCGCGGGGCCUCGCCAACCUCGGCGUGUCGACGAUCGUUCCCAGCGCGCGAUUCUCACCGGUUUAGUGUCUCUGUACCGGGCCCCCCCUUCCUCCUCCGCCCGCCCACCACAGACUCUGUGGCCAAGCAAGAGCCCCCCCCCCCCCUCCUCAGCCCCCCCCCUCUCAGCUCGAAAAACAAAACCGAACCGCGACGUUGUUGGUGGCGGUGGCUGCCCCAAAGCCACCGUCACCAGCAGGGCCACUGGCUCCUAACCAUAGCUUGGUGGAUUGUAAUACAUGUACCUAUUUUAUAUUGUUAUAAGGUCGUCAGAAGUUGUCAUUGCAAUACCAAAAAAAAAACCCUAGAUGAAACUAAAAAAAAAAGUUACUUAUAUUAACGCUCGUUUUAACACUAGCUCACUGUUGUAUGAUUAUAUCAUGUUUCGCUUCAGCGUGCCUCCAGGUUGGCCAGAGGGGUUUUUGUUUGUUUGUUGUGUCGGCUCGUGAGCAAGGAGGGCUGUGCGCGGUGUCCCCACGUUGUGCCCCGCCCGACAAGCUACUACCACCACUGCUCCGCCGUGCGCGCGAGCGCGUGUAUAUAGUACAAAUAGACGGUAUAUCUAGUGUCGAACACGCUGCGACAAAUUACGACCGGGGAGAGAGCGUGUGCCGGUUUGCCAACAGGUUCUCAGAUUUGGACGCACGUCCAUGCCAUUGGAGGAUUUGGCUUCUUAUUGUUGAGACGGAGAGGUUAGCUCCGAUCCUAACUACAACACUAAACUAUUUUACCACUGAGCCAUGUAGCUCUUUUUCAGAAGCGAGCUUGGCUAGCGCAAAUGAUCGCUCUUAUCAUCAUCACGUGGGCAUUUAGAGCAGCUCAAUUACUCAAAACGAGUGACGUUGAUUCUAAAUGUGGAGGGAAAAACCGGAGGACCCAGAGAACAAUCCACGUGAUCACCACCACGAGAGAGAGGCGCAAACUCCAAAUAUGCAGCAGCAAGCACCACCGUUGGGAUCUAACCCACAAUCUCCUGUAUACCAGGCGAGGUAGUUAACAUCUCCUAGCCACCGUGAUGAUGAUUAGAGCGAGAGACGCAAACUCCAAAUAUACAGCAGGCGCCACCGUUGGGAUCUAACCCACGACCUCCUGUACACCAGGCGAGGAAAUUAACAUCUCGCCACCACUGUGGCCUCCCCUAGGCCCCAAGCUGCAUUCUCAUUGCGCGUUGGCGUGGAAGUGGCGACGGUUUCAUGGCCCACGUAACUGCCCAAAAACAUUAAUGCGUGGCUCAGUCUACUGUCGCGUGGACUUUAAAGGGCCGGUUGCAUCCAGUGUUAUGAUCUGAAUCACUCCCCUGCUUCUGAAUUAACAAACAAAGUCAACGUCUUUGAAUUAACAAACAAAGUCAACGUCCUUGAUCCGCGAUUUUUCUUCGCGAACUCUUACGACGACUCGGUGGGCUACAGACUGAACAGUAUCGACGGGCAUUGAAUUUGUGUAGCUUUGUGUAAUGCAUCACGUGACCAAAAUCACCUGGAGUGAACUCCGAUCUCGUCAGAUUUCGGGGUGUGUGCUAAGCAGGGUUCAGCCUGGAUGGUGCUACGAAUUGGAGGUGGGGGGUGGUUGGGGGACCCACUAUGUGUAACAGGUGUUAUAGGCUGUGGGGCUACGUGGUGAUGGGCAGCAGGGAGGGAGGGCAGCACAGUACAAUAACGUAACGUCCUACUCGCUCCCACAACCCCCUUCCCCGCCCGCCACCAAUGUCCACCCGCACGGACGAGCCGUGGUGAAGUAUGGUGACGCAACUUCGGUGUGGGUCGUAGGCCCCUCAUCCCAGCAGUGUAUUGCCAAAAUGAGUCAGUGCAUGUUCACGAGGCACGCAUUGACAACAGGACCGCGGUAGCGAACGGGAUGUCGCCGUUAGGAUGGGAACAUUUUUUUGGGCAAAAACCCUUUGAAUCAGCUGGGUGUACAGGGCGAUUGCCACCCACGUGUGUGGGGGAGCUCAUUGGUGGCGUCGUGGUUCAUGCGGGCAAUCCGUGACAGGAACAUCUUUGGCAUUACGUUGCAGUCAAGUGACGCACACGCACGGCAAUAGCGCGUUUUUAACCUUAACCCUAAGCUGGUGGUCAUUGUAAAACAAUGACUUUGAAGUAUACGGAGCUCACGCUGUUACGAAUCUUGGGAAAUUGCUCUUUCUUGAAUCGGUAAGAGCGGUUGCCAAUGGACGGUUCUCUGAAAUUGAACGUCUUACCCCCCCCCCCCCCCCCCGUCAUAGGAAUGUGGAAUUUCCAACCCCCUGCCUCUGGUGGUCACGGGCGUUUAUAGACUCUAUGAAUGCGAACGAACACCACUUGGGUGUAACAAAUAUAACGUCUGCGGAAGCGAGCGCAACUUGGUCGAUCGAGGCGUGUAAGAAUUUGCAAGGCCUCGGCCCUUUAAUUCAUCUUUAAAUAAUCGUUUAAUUAAUCAUUUAAUUAAUCGUUCCGACUGUUCGCCAAACACAUGCCACGUGUAGUUUUGCCCCGACCGGUGCAGUUACAGGGCUUCGAGCGGAAGGCACGAUUUUACACCGUCAUUAACUCGCGUGCCAAAUGUACAAAUCCAAUCCUAGAAAACGCGCGUGAAUCGAUGGGCCACGUUGCUGUUGGCAUUCCGCCCCCCCCCCCCCCUGGGGGUUCAAUCGCCGCCGCCUCUUCCCGAUUGGUGAAAUGGGUGUAAACAAAAACAGGUUCCUCUGCUAAGUGGUGAUGCCUGGAAGAAGGCUGCGUGAGCUCUCCUAACAAUGGGAAUGAGGCCACUGUUAUUAUUUGCGCCACGGAUGUUGGGGUCAUGCCUUCACCAAAGUCAAUUAAAUGGUCCAUAAUCGAGUUUUUUGUGGGGGGGUGGGGGUGGGGGUUAGAUCGCGUCAAUAUAAAUGUGUCGUUAAACCCGUCGCCACCGCCCGAUCUAACCCCAAACGAAACCUCGAUAAGAUCGGUCGCGAAAGCCUACGUGUGAAACCAAUUAAGUGGUGUUGCAAAUGUCCUCCCGCCGACCGCCGCCUCCUUCCCAGAAAAAAAGAAAAUCGUGCAACGUUGGGCCCGACGUUGAAUGUUUACUCGGCUGUUCUCGUUAACCGUAUUCCUCGGAAUUGCAAAGAUGCGCACCCAAUGCAUCACGAUAAACUUGUACAAAGCCCGGCCACACCGCAUCGGGAUUAUGAGACGCAGUCGGAACUGUUGCUUUAAAAUGCGUGGUGAGGGAGUGUGGUGGUGGGGGGGGGGUGGUUGCUGGGGGGUAGAGCUGGGAAGGGUAUGGGGGUGCUGUCUUCCAAUCCGGAGAAUUGUGGUGGUAAAUCUUGGCGCUGCGUGUUUAUUGAUGGGGGUGAGAAAGGGAAAGGGGGUGGGGGGCACCUCUUGGCCAAUUCGGGCGCCGCUGGAGACAUUUAACGCUGUACAGAGCGCGGAGCCGCUAAACGGGGUUUUGUACACGUACUGACGAUAUGAAAUAAUAAAAAAAAAUUAAAACAUUAA
Molecule: messenger RNA, 11415 nt
Organism: Lethenteron reissneri (Far Eastern brook lamprey)
Lineage: Eukaryota; Metazoa; Chordata; Hyperoartia; Petromyzontiformes; Petromyzontidae
Product: pre-B-cell leukemia transcription factor 1-like
Biological process (GO): regulation of DNA-templated transcription
Cellular component (GO): nucleus
Molecular function (GO): DNA-binding transcription factor activity, RNA polymerase II-specific; DNA binding
Source: RefSeq, a predicted model, not a curated record